AUUUCCUUCUCAGAGAUUAAUUACUCAUUUCUAUUAUAUAUUUUGGUUAUUUUCUACCCUACUGAACUUGGGCACGAUCGGAGUAGAGAAGGAGCCAACAACUUAGAAGGAUUUCGAUCCGACGAAAAGAUGGAAGUGGGUGAGAUAAAGUUUACAUGGAAAAUAAAGAAUUUCUCCAAGCUUGAUUCGCGGAUGCUGUACUCAAACGUCUUCUCCCUCGAAGAUUACAAAUGGCGGAUACUAGUGUACCCCAAGGGCAACAACAAGGUGGAUCAUUUGUCAAUUUAUCUAGACGUUGCAGAUUCAGCGACUUUGCCCUCUGGUUGGAGUCGAAAUGCAGAAUUCUCCUUGACUGUUGUCAACCAAAUUGAUAACAACUCCUCAGUUAGACAAGCUACAGAGCAUAAAUUUUGUGCAGAUGAAGCUGAUUGGGGCUUCACUUCAUUCAUCCCUCUUAAGGAAUUGCAUGAUCUUGGAAGAGGUUAUUUGGUGGAAGAUACAUGUAUAAUUAAGGCUAAUGUUACUGUAUUCCGCGAUGAGUCACAUGGUUCAAGCAAAGAGGCCAGAAAUGAGAUAGCUAAUGGAUGUAAAGUGGCCAUAAGAAACUCAACUAAAGAAGAUAUUGAUGCAUUCUUCGUGGAUUUGGAGUCUGAGAUUUCUAGUAUUAACAAUCUUUCCUCGAAAGUUGGAGAAGAAGCGUUGACAGUGAUAAGGAAUACCUUGAACAUGGAUCCAGCUGACUCAAAUGAUCCAGGGAGAAUUUCUCAAAUAAAAACUGCAUUUGAUGUUUUAACUUCUCUUGAUGAUUACUCUGUACUUACAGCUGAGCAAAAAGAAGAAUUACUAAAUAUGAAGGAAAAAAUCGUUGACUUCCCUGAGAGAGCAGCGAAAGCAGCGAAGGACAAGAAUCUGUUUAUGCAGAAGGAAUUUGUUAAGAAGACGCUUGGUCAGAAGCUGGGGAAGAGUCUAAUUGAAUUCAGAAAGACUAAGGAAGAAAUCGAACAGCAGGAACGACAGAUUGCCAACCUCCAGGAGCAAGUUGAUGCCCUCCUUGCUCAAAUUGGUGAGGCACAAAAGAAGAAAGACAAUAUCUCGUCCCAGCAGAAAGAGAUGUUUGAACUUUCCAAGGACUUGAAAGCUGAACUUGAAGUGCUAGAAAAGCAGUGGCCAGAGUAUGAAGCAAAGAAGGAGGCUGCUGAAGAGGAGGACAAGAUGGUUAGAACAGAAUGGCAAAAAAUGAGACAGUUUGUUUCAUCUCUAAACAAAUAUUUCUAACUUAGACUGCCAUAUUAAUGCUUUUGUGUUGAAUAUUUGGUUUGUAAAUCGAGGUUCCAAAACUAUAAAAUAAAAAAAAGGUGUCAAA
This is a messenger RNA of Rubroshorea leprosula, 1363 nucleotides long. NCBI's taxonomy places the organism in Eukaryota, Viridiplantae, Streptophyta, Magnoliopsida, Malvales, Dipterocarpaceae. The record is from the annotation of a GenBank genome assembly.